This is a messenger RNA of Ruditapes philippinarum (Manila clam), 1417 nucleotides long. Its product is annotated as dehydrogenase/reductase SDR family member 12-like. The transcript is spliced from 10 exons. NCBI's taxonomy places the organism in Eukaryota, Metazoa, Mollusca, Bivalvia, Venerida, Veneridae. The record is from RefSeq and is a predicted model, not a curated record. Bases 105 to 1076 code for a protein of 323 amino acids.
AGUAAAUGGUAUUUUUAUUUACAAAAAAUAUUUUAAAGAAAUACAUGGAAAAGAAUGAUUUAUAAACAAGAAAAUUGACACCAUUUAUAAGUUGAUUGUCAACAAUGUCAAUUUAUAGAAAUAUUGUCUGGUUUGCCAAAGGCAUGAAAGAAUACACAAAAAAUGGGUUUGCUGCUGCCAGCAAGGAGUUUAACACAAGUGAUCUGGAUGUAUCUGUAACUGAUAAAAGUUACAUGAUAACUGGUGCCAAUAGUGGACUAGGGAAGGCUGCAGCAUUGACUCUUGCUCAAAAAGGCGGUAUAGUUCAUCUUGUCUGUAGAAAUAAGGAAAGAGGUGAGGAAGCCAAAACUGAAAUAAUUGAAACCACUGGGAAUCAGAAUGUUCAUCUGCACCAGUUGGACACAUCUAAACCAAGGGACAUUUAUCAAUUUGCACAUAAAUUUGGAGAAUCUGGACAACAGCUGGAUGUUCUGAUAAACAAUGCUGGAUGUAUGAUAAACACUAGAGAGCUUACUGAAGAUGGUCUGGAGAAAAACUUUGCAACAAACACAUUAGGCACUCACAUAUUGACCACAGCUUUAAUCCCAAUAUUGUCAAAAUCAAAUAAGCCAAGAGUGAUAAUUGUAUCAUCUGGGGGUAUGUUGACACAAACACUUAAUGUAACUGACCUGCAGUUUGAAAAGAUGAGUAAGUUUGACGGGACAACAGCAUACGCUCAGAAUAAACGACAGCAGAUUGUCAUGACAGAACAGUACGCACUUAAAUAUCCCAGCAUUCAUUUCUCUACCAUGCAUCCAGGCUGGGCCGAUACUCCAGCUGUACAGUCUUCAAUGCCACAGUUUUAUGAGAAGAUGAAGACUAGAUUACGGACAGUAGAAGAAGGUGCUGAUACUAUUGUAUGGUUAGCUAUUGCUGAAAACCCUCUUAAACUGAAAAGUGGUUGUUUCUAUCAAGACAGGAAAAUUGUACCAACACACCUGCCUCUAGCUUGGACCAAAUCUACACCGGAACAAGACCAGUCUUUGAUGUCACAGCUUGAUGAUCUAGCCAAGAAAUUCCAGUCAGAUCAACAGUGAAAUGAUAUCAACUUAUAUUUCAUUUGUGUCAGGGACAUUGACAGAACUAGCAAAAUAUCAUUUAUAUUCAUGUUUAGCUCCUUAAUAUGAAGGGACAAAGUCCACACAUGUGAAAAAAACAGUGAUUUUUGAAUUAUGAAUAGAGCAUUUGAUGCUGUUAAGACUAUAUAAAUAUCAUAGUUUUUACACUUGAUUUAUUAUAAUUUUGUUGUGUCCUACCUUGGUGAGCUUAAUUUUAUGUGCUCAUGACAUUGUGAGAAACCUUAAUAUUAUGUGUUCAUGGGAAAAACAAUGCUAUAACAAUUAUAAUAACAAAGAAUUUUUUACACAGCUUUCGCGCA